UUGUUUAGCACCACACACACACCGCUGGAAACUUCUGAGCGACUCAUGCCAGCGAGUCGCCCGCAUCCAUCGCUGCGUGGGCAACGGGAUCAGUCGAGGCUUUUUUUAGCAGACGCGACAAAAUGCCAUCCUACCCCCUGAGCCAGUUCGCUGACCUGGAGGAGAUGAUGUGCAAGCAGUUACUGAGUCUCAACCUGCGGGAGCAGAAUGCACUGCUGCCGUCUCUCAGUCUGGAAAUGAGGACACCAGGCUUUGUUGGUCAGCCACGCAACCACGGCUCCUUCUCCUUUUCUCUCUCCUCCCUCCCUUACCUCCCCACCGAUCCUUCAGAUACUGCAUUACUGUCUUCCGGCCAGUGGGGGCAGCAGUCAGAAAGCCCACUGUCCCCCCAGCUCCCUAAUUCUGCCCAGUGGGGAAAGGCAGGCUUCUCGGUCCAGCGGUCUGUCAGUAUGGUGGAGACAGGCAGCACCACAGCUGCAAAUCUGGGCUGGCCCGGGACUGAAAUAAAGCAUUCCAAAAGUGACACCUGCCCCACUCCGCUGAGCACCAGCUCCUUCCUGCCCUCCUCUUCCUCCUCCAACUCCUCUCUCUUCUCCUCCACCUCCUCAGCGUCUGCCUCGUCUUCCUCAUCGCGCUAUAAGACUGAACUAUGCCGUUCGUUUGCAGAGAACAGCAUCUGCAAAUAUGGGGGCAAGUGCCAGUUUGCCCAUGGGGCUGAAGAGCUGCGGGAUUUAAACAGACACCCCAAGUAUAAGACGGAGCCGUGUCGCACGUUUCACACUAUCGGCUUCUGCCCCUAUGGGAUCCGCUGCCACUUUGUGCAUAACAGUGAGGAAGAUCAGAAACACUCCUUCUCUCGGUCCUCCUCCUCCUCAUCCUCCUCUUCCUCCUGUGCCCCCUCACAGCCCCCGUCCUCACGCUCCCGCAGGCCCCCCCUUCUCAGACAGAGCUUCAGUUUUGCUGGCUUUCCUUCUGCUCCCCAGCAAGCCCUUCAGCCCAACCUUCCUCCUCCUCCUCCUGCAUCUUCCUUUGCUCGUGCUCCCUCUGCCUCUCCUCCCUCCUGCGCUGACAUCACCGAUCUCCUCUCUCACACUUUCCUGGAGAUGGACUCUGCCUUCGAGGCAUCCCCAGCCCACCAGUACCAACCCCCCGUGGCUCCGACCUCAUCAGCUGAUGCCCGGCCUCAGUUCCUGCCCUCACCCGACUCAGGCUGUUCCCUGUGCGGGCCGUCCCCGACGGCUUCUCCAUCCCUGAGGCAGAGUCCCGGUGCCACCGGGGGCUUUGCUGGGCCUCUAGGCACCCGCUCCCUGUCCUACACCUCUCUGUCAGACCCGGACCAGGACGGAAGCAGUGGAAGCUCAGCCAGCUCGCUCAGCGGCUCGGAAACCUGCAGCGGCAUUAACGAGGGCACCGGCAGACGCCUGGCUGUGUUCAGCCAGUUCUCCGUCUCUGAGGACGCUACUAGCUUCUACCUGUAGGGUGCCAUGUGCUGGAACACAUGCACACACACACACUCUCACACACAUUCUAAUCCAACACAUAUAUACACACACAUAAAUCACACACACACACACACGUACAAACGCAUUUUCAGUCUCUGGCACACAAGCACUGGACUCACAGCAAACACUGUGUGUGUUUGUGUGUGUGUGUGUGUGUGUGUGUGUGUGUUGCAAAGAAAACAAAAUGUGCUAUUGCAUGUACCAACUGACUCAACCCAAAAGCAGAUUGCACCCUUAGAGAUUCACCUGUUGAUUUCCUGUGGUUAAAAUCUCACACUUCUGCAUGCAAUAAAAUCUGCGACAGUGGCGCUGAUACUAAAAUGUGCGUAGCCAACAAAGAUAGUAGAGUAGAUUAGACUUAUUAAGACAGUGAUUUUAGUAAGGCUGUGGAGGUUUCAGAAGAUGAUGUUGUAGGUUAAGAUGCCUUGUCAAGACAAAGAUAGUAAAACAAAGAUGUUGUAAUCACAGUGUGAUUGGCCUUAAUUGUGAUUGGCCUGUAGUUAAAUCUAGCCAAACGAUUCCCAUUUCCUUUUACUAUUGUCUUCUCAAUCUGAAGAAUGUGAUAAAGCCAAAGACAUAUCUGUCCCAAGCCCAUAGCCUUUUUUUAUGGUGGGACAAACACACUGUGACUUUUCUAACUUUGGGAAUAUUGUCGUUGCAUUAACUUCACAGUAUUGUUUAUAAACUGGUGAAACUGUUUUCCUCGUAACUGUACAGUAUAAGGGGCUGUUUAUUUGACUGGCCUCAGAUUAGCAGGCCUUGAAACCUGAAUGUUAAGUUUUUCAAUGACUGAAGUGCCUGUGGCGUUACUCAGCAGGUCAUGUUACACUGUUGAGGUGAGAUCUGCUGGUUAGGAGGGAGACGGCUGAGGGGUAUACAAGUCCUUUUCAGCAGUGGAAGCUAGUACAAAUAAGAGAUGUGCUCUUUUAGAUCUGUUUUGCUGGUAGAUGUUCAUAAGUGUUACUCAUCUGCUUCUGUCCCAUGAGUGACUGAUGCCUCAGAUUUGCCUCACAGACUUGUAGGGGUUAUAUUGGAAGGAUUUCAAACAGCAAAGGUCACAUAGGAUUGAUUAUAUAUUAUUUAAUGUUGCAUUCAUGUCAUGUUGGAUUUAUUGGAAAUAUUGUGGGAGGAAAUGGGGAGGGGUGGUCAUCCUCAUCAAGCUCAUGGUGGUGGUUUUUUUAAGUAGGACAUGGGAAGUUUUUGGGUCGGGAGCUCCAGUGACCCCUGCUGCUGCGGUUCAGUUUGCAGAACUCAAAACAAAGUGCCUUCCCACUCUUGUGCAUCUUCUUCCAUGACAUGAAUGCAGCAUAGGUUGCAAAGUAGAAACAAAAAGAAUCAAGCCAAGUGAAUGUUUUUUUGUUGUCUUUUGAAGUCCUGUUUUUAUUCUUGGCUUUGUUUCCCAGAAGCCACUUGAUGCUUACUGUUUGUCCCUAUUAAGUGGCCUUAAACACAGACAUUCAGGGAUGUGAUUACUUUGGGCACACACUGCCAUUCAGUUUCUGAUGAAUAUUCAUGUUUUGACACACUCAUCUCUACACACGCGCGCCUUCUCCCUCACUAUCACUUCCUGCUGUUAAUUUAUACUGUUAUGAAUGUAUGGUGCUAUGAUCACAUCUCUAAACUGUAUGUCUAGGAUUGUUCCCUUACUGAGCUACAGCCAGCUUAUUGUAGUGUUAAAGUAAUGUACCCUAGUAGUGUUUCAGACAUGUUGACUUAGCUGUGUUUGCGUGUUUCUGAUGUUAGUAGUUGGUUAGAAGAACAGACACUGUACUGUUAACGCUCUAUUUAAAAUGGCCAUUCGAUCAACAUGUUUGAGGCCUGUUUAGUGUUUAGUAAGUUAAUUUCUUUAAUUUAUUUUAACGUAUUUAUAGAGGACUUUGAGUUGUUGUUUGUAUCAAGUUUAAUAUAUUUGGGAUUUUCUUUUGUUUUUGUACUGGAAAUAAAGUUUUUUUUGUUUUUUUUUUUUGUUUAUUUUUAACCAAUUGAUUUGUUAUGGUGAUGUUCUUAACCUUUUCAAGAGUGGGAUUUUAGAACACAUGUAAAGCCCAUACAGGCAUGUUGUUUGACAGAAGAAAAACAAAAACAGCUACAAGCUUAGGGGAAUACCCCCGUAUUUGGGGCAAAAUACCUUUUUCCGAUUUACCCAGACUGAGACAAAACUUUCGAUACCAUUUUCACCUCUGUACAUCCAGCGGUUCUGUCCCUAUGGGUAGAAAUUCAUGUUAGCUUAGCAUAAAGACUUGAAGUCUAUGGGAGUCAUUAGCGGAUCUCCGUCAAAGUUAAAAAGUAAACCUUACAGCAAUUCCAAAGCUAUCUUAUGUACAUGAUGUAUUGUGUAUUUGAAGUGCAUGUCUUUGAAUUAGUUAUGAAUGAAUUAAUCUUUUUUUUUGGCAUUGCUGGGAGUUUUUUUUUUUUUUUUUUUACUUUGACGGAUAAUUUUGCACCGUAGAACGUGCACCAUGUGAACACAUUUGUGAGGGUACAUGCCAGUUUUGGAACGCAGGUGCAAGAAGGGAGGAAACAAGCAGGAAACCAUGAACUGUCACUACUGGUUUUCACUCUUACUCAAAUUCCCUAUUGGACUGUUAAUAUUGAGAAAGUGCAAGUGCAUGACCACACCGUCUGGUUUUACUUUCAAAAUGAGGUGAACAUUUCUACCAGUUCAUCUGUUUUUAAAAUGGAGGUGUUGGGGUGAGCAGUGGGUAAGGUCAGGGCAGAGAUGAGAGAAUACUUCACUUUGCUGUGGAGCAAUACAGAAGCUGGAUGCCUGGGAAAAUCUUUAUUUUGGUUCACACAAGAUGACUCAUGAUCCUUCACCCUCCUAGCUUUUUGUGUUUUUGAGGAAGGCAGCAGGGGCAUGCACAGGCUCUGAUUUGGGCAAAGAGCACUUCCUCGGAAAUUAGUGUAGUCUGGCUUGUUCCUCACAAAGAAACUUUCCAAAAAAAAAAAAAAAAAACCCUGGCAA
Messenger RNA from Myripristis murdjan (pinecone soldierfish), 4467 nucleotides. RefSeq names its product mRNA decay activator protein ZFP36. The transcript is spliced from 2 exons. Lineage: Eukaryota; Metazoa; Chordata; Actinopteri; Holocentriformes; Holocentridae. The record is from RefSeq and is a predicted model, not a curated record. Gene Ontology annotation, molecular function: metal ion binding; mRNA binding. The coding region runs from base 123 to 1478 and encodes 451 amino acids.